Messenger RNA from Anisakis simplex (herring worm), 1917 nucleotides. The record is from the annotation of a GenBank genome assembly. Lineage: Eukaryota; Metazoa; Nematoda; Chromadorea; Rhabditida; Anisakidae.
AUGGCUCAUGCAAACGUAAGCAGUAAAUGCAGUGAUAGUCUGCUAAAGGUAAAGCCGUUUCUGAAUGCCUAUGAUACGAUAGCAGAGCAAAAGCGAUUAUUCUACGCGUCUUAUUCAUCUGGUGAUGUCAAAUACAUUAGAAGCAGGGAUCAAGACCGUUGGCACUUCCGAUUCAGGACGUGCAUCACAUCAUCUGCCGAGGGUACAGCAACACCCUCAGAACAUCCAUUAGUGUUUUGUGUUGGUCGGGACAAAUUGAAACAAAUCGGUAUUUGCAUACCAACGACUUGUUAUGAUGAUCAUUCCUAUGUCAUUAAAUGUUCAGAUGGAUCCUCUUUCACUUCAUACAUUUACUUCAAUCAGUUUACAGUGGAUUANCGAAUCGAUGACAAUAACCGAAAGAGUUCUAUCGAUAACGAUACAAUAGCAGUGACACAUUGUACCAGAUCAAGACAUCCAAAAGAAUGGUUUCAAUCAUUUUCGGUCGUUUUUGAAACAUCCGUUGGCUUCGGAAUCAUUCUAACUGCUGGACUAGCGACAGCUUAUCAUCUUGUCAGGGGCGAUAAACACAUCGAUUCCUGUAAGUCCACUAUCAACAGAAUUGAUGUGACGUUCUCAAAAUCAUCAUUGAAGGAUUUCAUCGAGAAUGGCGACGAUCUGAAAGAGCAUAUUGCGACGAGUUAUGCCUAUCAACCGAUGACAAACGCCGCGAUCAGUGUUGAGAUGUUUUUCGUGAUUGGUGCAGUAUUGUGUUCAUAUCAUUGGUUCAGAAGCAUUGCUAAACCAGGUGCCUAUGUACCAACGUUGAAAUCCUGGAAAUAUUGGCUCGGAUUCUACAGACAUCGUGUAUUGAGAUUAUGGCCUGCGUACGCUUACAUUCUAAUACUAUCCACUAUGCGGUUUCCGUUCAUGCGUUAUCAUGAAAACUAUCCGGUGUGGGGACCGGAUGAUUACGGUGUAAUGUGCUCGAAGCAUUGGUGGGAGAAUCUCUUGUUCAUAAACAGUUUUACGGAUGGUUACUGUCUGCCUUGGACAUGGUAUAUCAGUACAGAAUUUGUAUUCUUUUUUGUGUCACCCUUAUAUCUGUUGGCAUUAAAAUACAGACCACGACUUGGUGUAUUUGUUUCGUUACUCACGAUAAUCACUUCAACGACUGCACUAACACUACAAACGAUUCGCUACAAUUUUCCACCAACUCAAACACUCUAUCUCACACCGCACAAUUACAAUGAACAUACCGAAAUGUAUCAGAAAUUCAUCUAUGUGAAACCGCAAUAUCGAAUCAGCUCUUAUCUGAUCGGUUUGUUGACCGGUUAUAUUCUCGCGUUGUGCAGUAUGGAAACAAAAAGAGACGAUCAAAAACAAACUAUAACAGAAUCGAAAAGCUUACAAUUAUUUGGUUGGAUUUUAUGUAUGCUAGCUUUGUUAUGGUCUACCUAUGGAAUGGCACCAUGCUUUCAGAAUGAAUACAGUCAAUUCUAUCGUGUCAUAUACACCGCAUUCCAUCGAAUAGUGUUUUCACUGGCAAUAUGCUGGACUAUUUACGCGUGCCAUAAAGGAUUCGGUGGUUUCCUCAACACUUUUCUUAGUUCAAAAUUUUUUGUACCACAUUCAGCUUUAUGCUAUACGUUUUACUUGAUACAUUUGUUUCCAAUAUUCACUAUCUUGAUGAGCUCAUCAUUCCCGAUAAAGUACGAUGGUUUCACAACGGUGCUGAGUUAUUACUGGAAAAUCGUUUUAUUAUGUUAUUCAGUAUCAAUGGCGAUUAUGUUCAUCAUUGAAAUGCCUGCUCUUCAUAUCGUUAGGAUAUUUUUCGGGAAUGCAAAAGCAGAACCGAAAAGCGAAACGAUUCGUCAUGAGAAGAAUGGCAUCAAGAAGAUCGAAUCAUUUUCAAGUAAAACUUCCGAUGUUCAUUAG